GUCUGACGUCGCUUACUUGCCGCAGCUGGUGUGCUCGGAGUCUCACUCGGCGGUCGUGAUCUCACGUGGCAUCCAGCAUGAAAUUCGUUCGCUCUAUUAUGAAGAACGCCGCGCUGGCGAGUCUUCCCAAACACAUCGAGCAUUUCUCCAAAUUCUCCCCUUCGCCGCUCUCCAUGAAGCAGUUUCUCGACUUCGGAUCCAUCAACGCCUGCGAGAAAACAUCCUUUGCAUUCUUGAGGCAGGAGCUGCCGGUCCGGCUGUCCAACAUCAUGAAGGAGAUCAACCUGCUGCCCGACAAGCUGCUCACCACGCCCUCCGUGCAAACAGUGCAAGGCUGGUACAUCCAAAGUUUGAUGGAGAUCCUCGACUUCCUCCACAAGAACCCGGACGACCACAAAGUCCUUGGAGAGUUUGUGGACGCCCUCGUGACCAUCCGUAACCGCCACAACGACGUGGUCCCCACCAUGGCUCAGGGCGUGAUGGAGUACAAGGACGCCUUCCCGCAGGACGCCGUCACCAACCAGAACAUCCAGUACUUCCUGGACCGCUUCUACAUGAGCCGCAUCUCCAUCCGCAUGCUCAUCAACCAGCACACACUCAUUUUUGACGGCGCCACCAACCCCGUGCACCCCAACACCAUCGGCAGCAUCGACCCACACUGUCAGGUGGGCGACGUGGUGCAGGACGCCUUCCACAGCGCCAAGAUGCUGUGCGAGCAGUAUUACCUGCGCUCGCCUCCGCUCCUUCUCGAAGAAAUCAACACCAAGAAAACGCGGCAGCCCAUCGGCAUCGUUUAUGUGCCGUCGCACUUGUAUCACAUGCUGUUCGAGCUCUUUAAGAACGCUAUGAGGGCGACCAUCGAGACCCACGGCGACGGAGAGCUGCCGGCCAUCCGCGUCCUGGUGUCUCUUGGGGGAGAGGACAUGUCCAUUAAGGUGAGCGACAAAGGCGGCGGCGUUCCCUUCCGGCGGAUCGACAACCUCUUCAGCUACAUGUACUCCACCGCCCCCGCGCCGCAGAUGGGCGAACACGCCCGACCGCCGCUGGCCGGCUUCGGCUACGGGCUUCCCAUCUCGCGUCUCUACGCCAAGUACUUCCAGGGCGACAUGCAGCUCUACUCCAUGGAAGGCCACGGAACCGACGCCGUCAUCUACCUGAAGGCGCUGUCCACGGACUCCAUCGAGAGGCUUCCGGUGUACAAUAAGACGGCGCUGAGGAACUACAAAGUGAGCCAGGAGGCGGACGACUGGUGCAUCCCCAGCAGAGAACCACUAGACCUGAGCAACUACAAGGUGGCCAAGUGAAGCCCAGCACCCC
Molecule: messenger RNA, 1317 nt
Organism: Hippocampus zosterae (dwarf seahorse)
Lineage: Eukaryota; Metazoa; Chordata; Actinopteri; Syngnathiformes; Syngnathidae
Gene: pdk2a
Product: pyruvate dehydrogenase kinase 2a
Exons: 11
Coding region: 78-1304 (408 amino acids)
Biological process (GO): protein phosphorylation; regulation of glucose metabolic process
Cellular component (GO): mitochondrion
Molecular function (GO): pyruvate dehydrogenase (acetyl-transferring) kinase activity
Source: RefSeq, a predicted model, not a curated record